Lotus japonicus is the source of this 1276-nucleotide messenger RNA. RefSeq names its product senescence-specific cysteine protease SAG39-like. Gene Ontology annotation, cellular component: lysosome. The transcript is spliced from 2 exons. The record is from RefSeq and is a predicted model, not a curated record. Lineage: Eukaryota; Viridiplantae; Streptophyta; Magnoliopsida; Fabales; Fabaceae. The coding region runs from base 75 to 1100 and encodes 341 amino acids. Gene Ontology annotation, molecular function: cysteine-type endopeptidase activity.
UUCAAUGCAUAUCACUUCACAACUAUCCCUCCAACACACACCUUAGCAAUUAAGGAUUCUCUUCCAAAUAGGAAAUGGCUUCUUCCACUAGACAAAAGCAGUACAUAUUAGCUCUCUUCCUUCUUCUUGCAGUUGGGAUUUCCCGGGUAAUCUCCCGCGAGCUGCACGAGACCGAGACAUCCUUAAUAGAAAGACACGAGCAAUGGAUGGCAAAAUAUGACAAAGUGUAUAAGGAUGCGGCUGAGAAGGAAAAACGUUUCUUGAUAUUCAAGGACAAUGUGGAGUUCAUUGAAUCAUUCAAUGCUGCUGGAAACAAACCUUACAAGCUCGGCGUUAAUCACCUUGCUGAUUUAACAAUUGAGGAGUUCAAGGCUUCGCGUAACGGAUUGAAGAGGUCCUAUGACUAUGAGGUUGGGACAACAUCAUUUAAGUAUGAAAAUGUGACUGCUAUUCCUGCAAGUGUAGACUGGAGGAAAAAAGGAGCUGUUACUCCAAUCAAGGACCAAGGUCAAUGUGGGAGUUGCUGGGCAUUUUCAACCGUGGCCGCAACCGAGGGUAUCCACAAAAUCUCUACUGGAAAGUUGGUCUCUCUAUCAGAACAAGAGCUAGUGGAUUGUGACAGAAAAGGUACAGACCAAGGCUGUGAAGGAGGAUACAUGGAAGAUGGCUUUGAGUUCAUUAUAAAAAAUGGUGGAAUUACCACUGAGGCUAAUUACCCCUAUAAGGCAGUUGAUGGGAGUUGUAAAAAUGCAACUGCACCUGCAGCUCAAAUUAAAGGGUAUGAGAAAGUCCCAGUUAAUAGCGAGAAGGCACUCUUGAAAGCGGUUGCUAACCAACCUGUGUCAGUUUCAAUUGAUGCAGCUGAUGGAAGUUUCAUGUUUUACUCAAGUGGGAUAUUUACAGGAGAAUGUGGAACUGAGCUAGACCAUGGUGUUACAGCAGUUGGUUAUGGAAGAGCUAAUGGUACUGAUUAUUGGAUAGUGAAGAAUUCAUGGGGUACAGUGUGGGGUGAGCAAGGAUACAUAAGGAUGCAGCGAGGCAUAGCUGCAAAGGAAGGUUUAUGUGGAAUUGCUAUGGAUUCCUCUUAUCCAACUGCUUAAAUGGUUUAAUUAAUAUGUAUAUACUCUAUGUUUUGUGUUUCAGUUAAGCUUUUCUUUAAUUUGAACUCAUGGCUAUAUGCCUAUAUGUAAACUUUUUAUGCCUAUAUGGCAUAUGUAAACUUAAGUAGCAAAGGAAAAAGAAACAAAACCAUACGCUUUCUAUAGUAUUUUCCCUA